This is a messenger RNA of Aspergillus ibericus CBS 121593, 2532 nucleotides long. RefSeq names its product RING finger protein. NCBI's taxonomy places the organism in Eukaryota, Fungi, Ascomycota, Eurotiomycetes, Eurotiales, Aspergillaceae. The transcript is spliced from 3 exons. Gene Ontology annotation, molecular function: zinc ion binding. The record is from RefSeq and is a predicted model, not a curated record. Bases 1 to 2532 code for a protein of 843 amino acids.
AUGGGACAGUCUUCCUCUACGCAACGAAAUCGUCGCCACAGUACCCCGCCAGAACACUUCUUAUCAUUUCACGCGAAUCGUGCUCGCAUCAAUAGGGAUGAAGCAAUGAAUCACGGCUACAACUCGGAGCAGACUGGGGAUCAUCCACCCCAGUCGGGAACAGAACUAGGCAAUGACCGUACACAGACGACUCCGAUAGGGUCCGCUCAAUUAAAUCCCACCGCCGAAAUAUGGCAUCCUAGUGUUCCCGUCGAUGAGGAACGGCAAAUGAGAACUAUACAGGAGGAACACGACCCCCAGUAUGAGCCAGGUCAGCGGGAAUACCGAUCAGCCAUCUUUGCCCGAAUGGCUGCAAGGAGGCAGUCCACGAUGUCGCGGUUGGGGUCCAGGAUCCUUCCGAACUCGGUCAUUCGUGGCCUGCUGAGCAGUGAAGAAGAAACGCCUGCGGAAGGUCACGCUCACCGUCAUGGGAUUGUGUCUAGGUCGAUCCCGAGAUCUGAAGCUACGCAUAGUAGCGCUCGCUUCAGCCCAUUCAGCUCUCUGAGCUCGAGGAAUGUAUCCAGACGACGCUCGCUACGUGGGCCUUACUUCAUUCCCCGCAAUGACCCCUCGUUCGCGUCGGAUCCCGCUCACUCCGGCACGUUUCUUGAGCCUGCGGUUGAAACCGCUCCUGAACCUACGCGAAGCUCUUGGCGCCGUAGUGCUAGGCUGCAUCGUGUCCGGAAUUCUUUGUCAGGACCAAUCGGCCACAUGUUCGGCCAAUCCCUUUCGAAUAUGUCGGAACCAGGACCAACCCCACGGCCGCCUCUAGACCCGGUGCCUACUGAGGACCCUGAAGGCUUCAUUCCUUACCCGAGAUCAAUGGAUAGCCAGAUGGACUUCGACGAGCCCCAUGAACUUGAUUCUGUGGAGCCUGCUGUGGGCAGUACACGCCCUACCUCACCUAUGUCUUCGCAGUCUGCGCAAGGCCCGCCUGGUUUACGGCAGUUUCCGGGGUUGUUGCGAGCAAGGCCAUCCCGGGCAAUGCGUCGGGAGGAACAAACCCCUUUGUCGCGUGUCCUUCAGCUGGCCGCCACUGCCAUCGCUGCCCAGCUUUCUGGCACAACUGGCCCAGCCAUGCCCAACAUUCAGGCCCUGGGUAACGAUGGCCUCGACGGUUCGUUGGAGAAUUUUAUACAAAGUUUACAACAUGCUACUUCCUCCCAGACAACACCGAAUGAUACAGGGAAUGUGGCAGGCGAUAAUAGGCCCCCGACCCCGGUCAACUUCCUCAGAGUCUUCCGAUUUGCUAACUCGGAUGCUACUCGCCCCGCUGCUCCGCUGAAUCGCUCCCCGGCAGAUUCUGAGAAUGAUGGGAACGGCGGUGGUAUGGAUGUGGACAAUCCUACCGAUGGGCCAGAGGGGCGUACUGUUACUCUGGUUGUGGUGGGGGUAAGAUCAGUCCCAUCAGGAAAUGGGCCCAGCGCAGAUCAGCCUAGUAACCCGGGAACUGGCUUGGACGCCCUGCUUCGCCUACCGUUCCUGACGCCGGGAAACCUUGUACGCAACCCCGACAGCCGUCCUCGAUUCCCACCACGUCCCGAGAGCCGGCCAAUGCUCCCACCCAUUCGGAUCCAUGGUGAAGCCCCUAGCGGACCCAACGCGAGUGGUUACACUUCCACGCAACAAGGAGUCCCUACACCAUUACCGAGAUUGUCUGAGAUGGGCACCCGGGUUCCACUAAACUCACUCUCUACAGCUCCUUCUCUGCUUUCGGAAAGCCCUCCAGGUCCUCAUCCUCCUCCGUCAACGCCAGCCGAACCGGGAUUGUCAACCGUAUCAUCUAGUGCAUCCACUCCCAGCCGAAGGCCAUCAACUGCAUCGGCGAUGUCACCAAGUACCUUGCCCCAGCUUGACCCCGGCCGGCCAAUGCAGCCUACGGUCGAUCCCGUCGAAGACGGUAUUCCGCUGAACACGCGCCAGCGACGCCGGAGUGACUCGGAAUAUGCGCGCCAUCGUGAUCUUGGGUCCGGUGCCGUUAGACGCAACGGUGUUGUGGAACCCGACAGUGCUGCACCUUCUACAGGCCGAAGCUGGCUAAUUUACGUUGUCGGAACUAACCUCUCUGAGAACCACCCUGCUUUUGCAACGCCAAGCUUGUUCACUGACAACCCAACGUACGAAGAUAUGAUCUUGCUCUCUUCUCUUCUUGGCCCUGUCAAGCCACCCGUUGCCACCCAGGAGGAUCUUUCUACAGCCGGCGGGAUAUUCCGUCUCGUAGAGUAUGCCGGCUCGCUGGUUGCCGAAGGGUUGGAAGGCGCUGGCACCAUCCAACUUCCCGAAGGCGAGCGUUGCUUGAUUUGUCUCAGUGACUAUGAGGUGGCAGAGGAGCUUCGGCAAUUGACUAAAUGCAAGCAUCUCUUCCACCGAGAUUGCAUAGACCAGUGGCUGACCACGGGUCGCAAUUCAUGCCCUCUUUGUCGGGGGCAAGGUGUAGCUGAGACGUCAAAUACCCGACCUACUCCAGAUGCGCCUAACGCUGCAGCCGCGUGA